This is a messenger RNA of Suillus subaureus, 2145 nucleotides long. RefSeq lists its product as uncharacterized. Lineage: Eukaryota; Fungi; Basidiomycota; Agaricomycetes; Boletales; Suillaceae. The record is from RefSeq and is a predicted model, not a curated record. Bases 1 to 2145 code for a protein of 714 amino acids. The transcript has 7 exons.
AUGUCAUUCCAAAAGGGUUCACGUUUUGCGGCAGAGAAAAUUUCCAAUGUUCCGGGACCAAAUAUCUACAGCCUGCCAGAAGAUGCAAACAAACGAGGUUCAUUGGAGAAAACCGAUCGUUUCUCAAAGGAAAAGGUAUCCAACUUGAAUGUCCCAGGACAAGGUUCAUGCAACCCUGUGCCGAGAGCUGUGCAGAAAACAUUCGCCGCUAAACAUGCAAGCGACGAUCGAUACGCAACACUAUUGAAGAAACUAGAAGACUUGGAAAAAGUGCAUGCUGAUGGUAAGAAGGCGCAUCAAAUCGAAAUCGAGCGCUAUAAGUUCGAAGUCGCUCGUCUUUCGAAGAGCAACUUGGAGCAGGGUGAGAGAUUGGACAAGCUCAAGAAACAUAACGAAAUACUCGAAUCGCGAAUUCAAGAGUACAAGAAGACCAAUACUGCUGAUCAAAGCGAGCUGAAGGAGCUACGUGUCAAACUUCGCAUGUCCGAACAUGAGCGCACACAGCUCGUCAGCAAGCUGGGGGAGAGCAGCGAGACGAAGAAAGCACUGCAAAGUCUUGAGGCAAGGAGGAAAGACGAAGUUCGGGAACGUGAGAGGAAGAUCGCAGAAUUAGAAAAGGCGGCAUCUGCAGAGAGGAAGAAGAGUGAUUUGCUGGAAAGCUAUGUCAACGAGUUGAAAGGGAAGACGGGUGAAGAAGCACGGAAAUCACGCGACAUGAUGACGACAAUCCAAGGAAAGCUUGACGCAGCUAACAAGGAUUCCCAAGAUACACGCCAAGCGCUUACAUCUCUACGAGGGCGAGCCGAGAACCAAGAGAGCAAUUUUGCAGCGCGACUAGACCAAUGCCGUUCUGUCCUUUCACGUGUUGCGGAGGAGUAUGGCCGCUUGGCUACAACAACCGUCGCUGCAUCUAACCAUGCCACACUCGUGAAGGACCAUACCGCACUUCAAUUACGUUCAUUCCGAUUGGAACGAAAGCUGGCAAACUCAGAAGGCCAAGUCGUUGAGCUUGCAAACCUUGUCCGCCACACUCAGGAAGAGAAUACACUUUUGUGUCAAGAACUACGCGACGCUCGGGAAGAAGCGGCUUUCCACUUGCAAACCUUGCAGAAGAACCAAGCUGCCUUCGAUAGUUGUUCGUACCACACCGAGCUUCAUGAACUCCUUUGUCUGGAGGGAGACAUCCACCAGGACGAAAGAGACAUAUCUAGAGAAACUAUGGUGGUCCAGGAAAGUGCUUUGGUGUGCACUAGGACUAUGUCCGACUUCUAUCGCUCUCACAAUGACGAGCUACUUCCAGAGUAUUCUCGCCUUCAUGGCAUCCUCGAGAAGCAGCAUGAAAUUGGCCGUGCACUCAUCGACCAACUUGGUCGUAACUCAACCGAACGGGAUGCUCUACGGGCCGAGCUCACCAAAGCACAGAUUGAAAUCACUACUGGACAACGUGCUCUGGCUGAUGCCCAAAUUUCUUUAACGGAAGGUCGUGCAGAACAACAUAUGUUGCAGCGUCGAUUGGAAGAAUUUGAGAAUAAUAUACGAGACACAGCAGCGAGUCACAAACAAGCUUUGCGGGGGGAGCGCGACACUUCUCAGAAGUUGUCUGUUGCACUCCACGUCAGCAAAACAGCCGAGGACGCUCUCAAGGCUGAUAUCGAGCAGCUGCAGGCAGAGUUGGCAGAUUUGUCACGCUUCCAGGAAGCAUACUAUAACUUGGUGGAUGAGACUGAAGCACUAGUUGCGAGAAACAACCUCGCAGAGGAAGAGGCCGAAAAUCUCAGCAAAUUUAAUGCUGAGAUCCUUGGCCAUAACAAUCCUGUGCAGAGAAUUCUAUACGUGGACAGGAUUCGUCGGGAGCUCUCCGAGGUCAAACAAAAACUACUCGUGUGUACCCGCGACCGGGACGCCAUAUCUGCAGUGAACGAAGAUUUACUGCAUGAAAUCAUGAUGUACAAGUCCGUCGCGAUACCAGAAGACAACAAGCCUCGGACGAAUUUAACCCGUGUGACACGACCUCCCCUCACGAGCCAGAGCAUAAAUAUUGUGGCAGUGACUCCCAUCCCGCCUUGUGUUUCGUCAGAUGCAUUGAUUAAAGCAACCGUUCUAGAACACAUACCAGGAGAUAUGACUUUGGAUGAACUGAUAUGA